Tilletiaria anomala UBC 951 is the source of this 598-nucleotide messenger RNA. Its product is annotated as putative RPA12-13.7 kd subunit of DNA-directed RNA polymerase I. Gene Ontology annotation, cellular component: RNA polymerase I complex. NCBI's taxonomy places the organism in Eukaryota, Fungi, Basidiomycota, Exobasidiomycetes, Georgefischeriales, Tilletiariaceae. Gene Ontology annotation, molecular function: DNA-directed RNA polymerase activity; zinc ion binding; nucleic acid binding. The coding region runs from base 95 to 490 and encodes 131 amino acids. The record is from RefSeq and is a predicted model, not a curated record. Gene Ontology annotation, biological process: termination of RNA polymerase I transcription; DNA-templated transcription. The transcript is spliced from 3 exons.
GUGUGCUCGUUGUCUACAUGCUCUUCUGAGCUUUAGGUCAAGUGUUACGUACGUUGUGGGUGCUUGUUAGGCUCCGCAGGCUCGUAGAGAGAAGAUGUCAAAGGCACUUCCCGACAAGAUCGGCUCACUGCUGUUCUGCAGUGCGUGCGGCAACCUGCUGGACCAAGCUUCUGACGAGGAUGUGAUCAAGUGUGCUGCGUGUGCAACGGCGCAGGAUGCAAGCGUUUAUGACAAUCUAACUAUAGUAACACGCUCUCACCCCACCGCUUUCCCCUCUGCUCUACGACAAAAAAGGCAGCUCGUCUCCACGCUCGGCGACCCCAGCGAAGCAGCCGAGCGCGAGAAAGCAGCCACUAUCAAUGAAAAGUGCCCCAAGUGCGGGCACGACGAGCUGCAAUUCCACACUCUUCAGUUGCGGAGUGCAGACGAAGGCAGCACCGUCUUCUACGAUUGUCCCAAGUGUGGACAUUCAUUCAGCCAGAACAAUUGACCUGCGCUGCGAAUAUGUCUUCCGUGAUUAUUUAGCCGCCCGAGCCGCGCUUUUGUAGAUGAAGACUGUACUUUUAAGAAUCUUUGCAAGCACGGGCGUUAUUUUGCG